AUGAGGGGUGCGGUAACUCUGUUAGUGUUGCUGUUCUUCUGUCUGUCCGGGGCAUGGGCUCAGGGAGAGAGUGGAGGGGUCAGAGACAGAGCUCAACAGGGUCACAGCGCAGGGAGAGAGAGCAGAGUUAGCGAAGUUCCGAUGGAGACCCGAGGGACUGAAGCUAUGGGCGUGACCGACGAACACACAACCACACCUGACAUCUGGAAUGAGAUUAAGGAGCUGAGAGACAUGGUGGUGGAGCAGAGAGAGAGAAGCUGAGGAACACGGAGGACAGAGUGGCAGCAAGUGAGGACCAAGUGAUGGACCUUAAAGUGGAGAAGAGAAUCACUACGAAAGAAGUAGACGAACUGAAGACUGACAAUCCAGCCUUGGAGGCCAGACUGACAGCCAGUGAGAGCCAGGUGGAGGAACUGAAGACAGACAAUACAGCCUUGGAGGCCAGACUGACAGCCAGGUGGAGGAACUGAAGACAGACAAUACAGCCUUGGAGGCCAGACUGACAGCCAGUGAGAGCCAGGUGGAGGAACUGAAGACAGACAAUCCAGCCUUGGAGGCCAGACUGACAGCCAGUGAGAGCCAGGUGGAGGAACUGAAGACAGACAAUCCAGCCUUGGAGGCCAGACUGACAGCCAGUGAGAUCCAGGUGUAGGAACUGAAGACAGACAAUCCAGCCUUGGAGGCCAGACUGACAGCCAGUGAGAGCCAGAUGGAGGAACCGAAGACAGAUUUUUUAUUUACCUUUAUUUAACUAGGCAAGUCAGUUAAGAACAAAUUCUUAUUUACAAUGACGGCCUACACCGGCCAAACCCGGACGACGCUGGGCCAAUUGUGCGCCGCCCUAUGGGACUCCCAAUCACGGCCGGUUGUGAUACAGCCUGGAAUCGAACCAGGGGGUCUGUAGUGAUGCCACAAGCACUGAGAUGCAGUGCCUUAGACCGCUGCGCCACUCGGGAGCCCAUUACAGCCUUGGAGGCCAGACUGACAGCCUGUGAGAGCCAGGUGAAGGAACUGAAGAACGAGAAUGCAAGUAGGCCUAAUACACCUAUAGUAGGUGUACGAAUUACAAUGAACAACAUUUUGUUUCAUCUGCUUUAUAUGAGCAUUAAUGGAUUAUGUUUCCAUAAUUUCAAGCCAAGCAGCUGAACUGUCAGGAGUGGAUAUUUAUAUACUGAUGUAUAAUAAUGGCCAGAGAAUUAUGCGGAAUUAUGACUACCAUUUUGAUUCAAAUCUUAAGUGUAUAUCUAAUGUAGUUAGUCAGCAGCUGGAGGAGGAGGAUGUGGAUGCGAUGUAUAUCACUGAAGGGUGUAGGCUCUAUGAUGAUCCUGACAAUCACAUGAUCUUAAGUGGCUUCCAGCUCUUCCCUGUGCGAGAACAC
This is a messenger RNA of Coregonus sp. 'balchen', 1378 nucleotides long. The record is from the annotation of a GenBank genome assembly. Lineage: Eukaryota; Metazoa; Chordata; Actinopteri; Salmoniformes; Salmonidae.